Messenger RNA from Gigantopelta aegis, 669 nucleotides. Its product is annotated as fibrinogen C domain-containing protein 1-like. The record is from RefSeq and is a predicted model, not a curated record. Lineage: Eukaryota; Metazoa; Mollusca; Gastropoda; Neomphalida; Peltospiridae. The transcript is spliced from 5 exons. The coding region runs from base 1 to 669 and encodes 222 amino acids.
AUGUCGAUGUUGACGUCGCAGUUCCGAAUGAUUUGUGCAGACGCCCUUCUCAAACCAAUGAUGGGAAGUGUUUUUAAAUUUUGUGUCCACUCUCCGACAAACCAUUCCGAUCCCAAGACUGCUGCGCAACCGCCGUGGAUGCCUGCUGCAUCGGUUAUUCAGCGACGGACGGACGGAUCAGAAGAUUUCUACAGAACUUGGAAUGAUUACAGAGACGGAUUUGGCGAUUUUAACAAUGAGUUCUGGUUAGGCAACUCACAAAUUCAUCGUAUAACCAGUCAGGGUCUUUAUGAUCUGAGAAUUGACUUGGAAGACUUUGAAGUACACAACGGGUUCGCGCUGUAUAAGAACUUCUCCCUGGCUUCAGAACAAGAUUUCUUCAGACUGAGUCUGGGCGAGUACAGCGGAAACGCAGGUGAUGGUCUUGGUCAACACAGUGGUCAGCUGUUCUCUGCUAAAGACAAGGAUCUCGAUUCAUAUGAGAAGCAAUGUGCACAGAUGUUCAAAGGUGCCUGGUGGUUCAGAGACUGUCAUUCAUCACACCUGAAUGGUCAGUACUUAAGAGGAAACCACUCUUCAUUCGGACAUGGAGUGAACUGGAUGCCCUGGCGAGGUUUCUAUUACUCUCUGAAGAGAACCGUGAUGAAGAUCAGACCCAUGCAGUUCUGA